Bicyclus anynana (squinting bush brown) is the source of this 3393-nucleotide messenger RNA. It is a transcript of the gene Eb1, whose product is annotated as microtubule-associated protein RP/EB family member 1. The record is from RefSeq and is a predicted model, not a curated record. Gene Ontology annotation, cellular component: spindle midzone; cytoplasmic microtubule; microtubule organizing center. Gene Ontology annotation, molecular function: microtubule plus-end binding. The transcript is spliced from 6 exons. NCBI's taxonomy places the organism in Eukaryota, Metazoa, Arthropoda, Insecta, Lepidoptera, Nymphalidae. Bases 205 to 1044 code for a protein of 279 amino acids. Gene Ontology annotation, biological process: spindle assembly; regulation of microtubule polymerization or depolymerization; protein localization to microtubule plus-end.
UUUUAUAUUUUCGACUAGCAAUGUUUUAGUUAAAUUCUCUAUUAAAAAUAAUGUAUUGUCUUGUCUAUGGAACAUUUCAAGAAGGCGAGCGUUUGAGAUUAAUAAUUUCGUGAUAAAAGUACAUUUUUGCUCAAACCAAUUGAAGAACGAUCUAUUUAUAAAGUUGAAGAUUUUCGAUUUAUAAAGGAUUAAACAUAUUUUAAGAUGGCAGUAAACGUGUAUUCAACAAAUGUCACGUCCGAGAACCUCUCAAGGCACGAUAUGCUGUCGUGGGUGAACGACUGCUUGCAAUCCAACUUUGGCAAGAUUGAGGAGCUUUGCACGGGCGCCGCAUACUGCCAGUUCAUGGACAUGCUGUUCCCUGGCAGUGUGCCGAUGAAGAGAAUAAAGUUCAAGACAAAUUUAGAGCAUGAGUACAUACAAAACUUCAAAAUUCUACAAGCUGGUUUCAAAAAAAUGUCUGUAGAUAAGGUAAUACCGGUGGACAAGCUGAUAAAGGGGAGGUUUCAAGAUAAUUUCGAGUUUUUACAGUGGUUUAAAAAGUUUUUUGAUGCCAAUUAUGAUGGGAGGGAGUAUGAUGCUUUUGAGGCCCGGGGUGGUAUAACCAUCGGGUCUGGCGCCUGCGACAGCGGGGUGCCCCUGUGCGCGGCCGCGGCCCCUCCGCCACCGCGCGUGCGCCGCGCCGUGCCGGUGCAUCACUCGGGCAUUGUCAAGGCAAACACCACAGUACGCUCUCCACCAGUCAACUUGUCCAGAAUAAAUCAAUCCGCGAAAGGAGACUCAAAACUAGUUGACGAAUUAAAUCACCAGGUCAAUGAAUUAAAAGCGACAGUUGAUGGACUUGAAAAAGAAAGAGAUUUCUACUUUGGUAAACUCCGGGACAUAGAAGUGAUCUGUCAGGAUAUGGAAGAACAACAGAAUGCUCCCAUAGUUCAAAAGAUAUUGGACAUCUUAUAUGCAACUGAGGUAAAUAUUGACGGAUUCGCGGCUCCCGAGGAAGUGGACGGUGAGACCCCCCACCCACCAGAGGAGGACGAAUAUUGAAAGUGUAACAUGUACGCGUAUCAUAGUGCUCUUUGUAUAUUAUAAACUCGAAAUUAUAUCGCUUAAAUCAUCGACAGCAUUGAGUGCUUAGUAUUUCACAGCCAAUGAGUCGUUUAGGUAUAGGAUAAUUAUUAUUACCAGUGUGGGCAACACUGUAUGUAAAAUUACAGGAAUAUAUAAAUUACUUCUCAUACUAAAAGCUUCUUCAUCCAUUCUAUAUGUCAACAUUUUCAGCAAGAAUUUGAUGUUAUAUUUAUAGGUUACUCGAAAAUUAUAUCACGUGUGAGUAACAUUGUGUGGAAAAUUACAGGAAUAAAUAAAUACCCUCACAUACUGAAAGCUUUUUGAUCCAUUUAAUAUAUGUCAAUGGCAAUUGUACAUAUUUAGCAAGAAAUUGAUGUUAUAUAUUCUGCAAUGUAGCUAACUAUAUAUAUGAAAUGGCAAUACAAGUGGACUAGUAAGGUAUUACCAAUUGUUUAUUAAUUUGAACUUUAUUUCCCAUUGCAUAUUUGUAGAGUUUACUGCUUAUUUUUAAGGUCAAAUCAUGGUCAAAAUAGGUCAUAAUAGCUGGGACAGUGGCCCAAAAUGGCUUCAUAAAGUUCCUAUAAGCAUUAUUUAAAUAAAUUACUGGAUCACAAUGAUUAUAAUGCAUCAAUUAUGUUAUAUGGAUUUGAAAAAUUAUAUAUAAAAAUAAUAUACUCUAAAUAUUUGUAUGUUGACUUAAUUGCAGCAGUAGAGUAACACAUGGCUGUGUCAUACGUAAGUGCAUUCCUUAUGUAAUUAGGAGCGUUCAUUCUUGACUGAUUUCUUCAAUUCUUGUUUGUUUGUUUGGUAGACAUUUCUUUGUAAACGAAGUUCUAAAUUGUGUGAUGUAACAAAUAUUUGGAUAAUUUCUCCAGUGGCUACUUAUUUCAUUGUUCGUCAUUGAUGAUAUCUGUUAUGGUUUUAUUAAUUAGAUUAUUAGCAUUUUAACCUUGUGUAUUAUAUUCUUUUAAAAAUGUAGAACUAAAGAUGAAAUAUUAUUGUUAUAAAAUGAAAAUUUCGUUAAGUACAAUACCCUACCCUUAUUGAGACUAUGAAUAAAACAAUAUUUUCUGAAAUUCAUUAACAAAAGGUUGGAGCUUGUGGGCUUCAUAUAAGGAAAUAUUUUCACCAGACAACCAAAAUGAGGGUAUAAUAAAAAAAAUAUUUGUUACAUCACUAACUUGUAUGGGUUUUAAUGUGCAAUGGUGCAAAAAGCGUGCUUCUAUGUAUUGUCCGAAAAAAAAAAACCGGUCAACAUUUUCGCGGGCCCCCGGUGCCUGUGUGUGCAUUUAAUAGGUUGUUAUAAAUGGAAGAGAUUUACUGUUACUUGUUUGUGUUAUAUCUAAAUUUACUCAAAAUUUAACUUACAGUAUUACCACUUUAAUUAGUUUCUUCGGUUAGGCCGAGCUAAUUUUUCGGUGUGGAUCGACAAUUUGCAAACCUACUCGAUAAGGGAUAUUAUAAAUGUUGUAAUACUGUACUUUGGUCGAAAAAAUAUUAUAUUAAUAAAAUGUCGUAUAAUGACGUAACGAAUGUUCGUAUUUGGUAUUAAAAAUUACACCAUUCUCCCCACACAUUUUGGAUUAAAAUUUUUUUUUUAUGUAAUUUUAUUGCUUUUGUUUUUAAUGACGACCCUCGUAAUAUUGUUAUCUUUAUUGAUGUAACAUAUGACCGUAUUAUGAGUAGUAAAGUGAAUAUAUACAUGUGAUCUUUUGUGGUCAAACGAAUGUAGUGUAGCGACAAUUUCAAGUACGGUGCUAGAAACACUGUUUGUAAUUGAAUCACUGAAAUAUAUACUCACAGGCACAAUUAUCAGCCUACUUCAAUAUGACGCGAGUAUAUUAAAGUGGGCGGACAAUUGUGCCACUGGAUAUAUAUUCGUUACAUUACUGCCCUUAAACAAAAUUGCAGUUAUUUAGAUCUGAAUAUACUUUGAAUAGUAGUAAAAUUGGUUAAUUAAUUUGUUUCUAAAUAUGUAAUAUGUAAACUAUUGUAAACAAUAAACAUAGUGGACUACUAAAUGUGACUGCAUUUUUAUCGUGAUUUAAAAUUAUGCGAUUUAUGUUUAAUGCACUAAUAGUAACUAUUAACUAACCAUAGAAAAUAUUUUAAUGAUCAAAAUAUAAUUUGAUAAUAUUAGAAAGUAUAGCGGUAAUCUUUUAAGUGUUAACGACUUAUUGGCAGGUAAAGAUGUUAUCGCUGGUUAAACAUAAUAGAUAAUUAAUUUAUUUACUUUAAGCGUUCAUAAUUGCCUUAACUACAAAACAUUAAAGCCAGAUUUCAAGAUUGUGGAAGUCUUAUCAAAUAAAUAACUAAUUAAUAUUA